CACUACUUGUUUUACGAAAUCACCCUUGGACCAGCGUUUAUUAUUUUUCUAUCGUUUGCCAUGAUGAGAAAAAGAAGAAACAUCCUUAAAAAUAUGUUAAACGGCAGGCCCGGCUUGGUAUGCCCUAUGGAUGCUAUGACCCAGUCUUCUAGCUUGUCGUACGCGUGUUCGUUCGGAGUGACCAUCUUUCUGAUUUACCAGAUCAUUCUGGAACAGAAGUUCGCCAUUCCAUAUGACGGGCCAGUUGGUCUAAAAAUGUUAAUUGCCGUCGUUUCCAUGUUGAUAUACGGGAUGGUCUUCUUUCCCAUUUUCGCCUGUCUCGCCAUUGGUUCAGUGUUUGGUUACGGAAUCAGCGCCCUCUAUGUGUGGGCGAUCACUGCUGUCAACAUCUACAAGACGUUUUCCUGUGAUGUAUCAGUUAAAACUCGAAUUGCUGUUGUAUUACGUGCUCUACCCUUGUUGGGGAGUCUCUUGUACUUAAGUAUAAGCAUUCCAGGACGCUUUAUAAAGGCAGUACGAAAGAGGCAGUUUUUCGUCGUAGCCGAGUCAGUCCUGGAUAACAAACAGGAUUUGGAGACGAUUAGAAAAUCCCCCGCUGGACUCCACGUCAUCAAACUACUCGAGAAGCCAGAACCGAAAUCCAAACCUUCUCCUGGGAUUUGUGGCAAAAUAAAACACAUUAUACGAAUAUUUCUAAAGAAGACGUUGUACCACUGGGAUAAAGAUUUCAGAUACCCUUCCAGGUUUUCCUCCAUAAUGAUUGUUGGGAUAUUCCUCUUAUAUGUGUUAAGUUUUGAAUUUAUGACGUACGUCUUCAGAAUAUUUGUGCUACUGGAUACUUUAUAUGAAACUGAGAUAGAGAAACUUGGGCUAGACUUAGGCGCAGGGGGAAGUAUUUAUGCUGAUAGCAUGCAUGCAAUCAAAAUCAGUAUGUUUCUGUCUUUAAGUCUUGCUUGUGCCAUUGGUCUUCUAAUGAUCGUUUAUAUGCUGUCAUCCUACAGAGCCAAUCUGAAAGCUUUAUUCCGAGGUGACCACAGCGUCAUCCCGGGCAUAGAUGCACGAAGUAACGCAGCUCAUAUGGUUGGCUUCAUUCGAUAUGCUGGAUACCAAGUAGGCUAUAUUGUGUGGGGUUUCAUAAUACAGUCGGUGAUUUUCCUCAUUUUAACUCUUGCGAUAUCCACGGUCAGUAUUCUGAGCCGCUACGGAAUGAGAGACUGGUUCGUUAAGAAGAUCUCAGAUUUAUGGCCGGCUUUACUUCUGACGAUCUUGCUAAAUAUUUUUCAAAUUCUCCUGUCCAAGUUCUUCUUCCUUCAGGACAAAGGUCAGCGACUGCGUCUUGAUAACAGGAGACUGCUGUACACGUUUACGUACUUCAUGUUUUUCUUCAACGUCUUCCUGGGUCUCGUCUCCUGUCUGCUGAGGAUCCUCAAGUCCAUCGUGGUGGGCGCCCUGUUCAUGUCCAGACUCGACAUCAGCGUCCUGCCUCAACGAUUCCAGUUCUUCGAUCCAGGUUUUGCUGCGUACGUUGGCUAUUUGCAUGUUGAGAAUGCUCACACCCACCCCGUGAUGUUUGUAUUCAUCCGCCUGAUGAAGAUGAACCUUAACAGUGAAUACCGCCACAGCACUACCGUCGACAUGGAGAUGAAGGAAAUCCACAAUGGAGUUGUAUCCCUUGGAUUAAACGAGUUAGCGAAUGGAAAUGCCAGUAAAGAAAAAGAAUCUCAGACGACAGAACAAUGGCGUAGGCGUUACGCGGCAUGUUUCAAAUGGUGGUUGGCUUAUACGUUGAUAAACAACCCAGAACUCCGCUUCUACAGGAAGGGAUAUAUGCAGGUCCUGAAGCUGGCUCGGCAGGAGGGCGUGGCUAUUCCUGUGAGUGACGACCUAACGAUUGACAUUGAUGCUAUCAAAAGGAAACUAAACAUAACUGAAUCAACACAUCUCUAACAGACGCCUGAGCAGGAAAUUUAGCAGGGGUGGGGGUGUUGUAGGAAGCGGGGGCGGGGGUCAAGACCGGCGAACGACGUUUGUUGAUAGGGGCUCGAGUAAUGCUUCUCCGGAAAAAUAUAUUGCUAAAACAAAAAGAAGAAAAUUUGCUUUAGGGGAUGGGGUAUGUGUGUUCCUCGAAUGCUUCCCCACCACCACCCUACCCUAAUACGUGCCUGUACAUUGGGGUAGUGAUAAUAGAAUCCCAUUAUUAUCUUGGACAGAAUUCUCUGGCAAAAUGAGGUCCUAAUUUAGGCUUCAGCUUGUCGAUCAAUCCCACCACCAUCACGAGAUCGAGGGGGGAGUGAGAGACAGAGAGAGACAGACAGACAGACAGAAACACAGAGAGAGAGUGAGAGAGAGAGUGAGAGAGAGAGAGAGAGAGAGAGAGAGAGAGAGAGAGAGAGAG
Messenger RNA from Gigantopelta aegis, 2395 nucleotides. RefSeq names its product receptor for retinol uptake stra6-like. The record is from RefSeq and is a predicted model, not a curated record. The transcript is spliced from 16 exons. Gene Ontology annotation, molecular function: signaling receptor activity; retinol transmembrane transporter activity. Gene Ontology annotation, cellular component: plasma membrane. The coding region runs from base 61 to 1947 and encodes 628 amino acids. Gene Ontology annotation, biological process: vitamin A import into cell. Lineage: Eukaryota; Metazoa; Mollusca; Gastropoda; Neomphalida; Peltospiridae.